This is a messenger RNA of Letharia columbiana, 294 nucleotides long. RefSeq lists its product as uncharacterized. The record is from RefSeq and is a predicted model, not a curated record. The transcript is spliced from 2 exons. NCBI's taxonomy places the organism in Eukaryota, Fungi, Ascomycota, Lecanoromycetes, Lecanorales, Parmeliaceae. Bases 1 to 294 code for a protein of 97 amino acids.
AUGGAGAGGUUGUUGAAGAAUGCCAACGACUAUUCCGAUAGUCCGCAGCUGGCCCGAAUGGAGUCUGUCACGAAAAGAUGGCUCGUUGAGACGUUAGUUAUUCCAGAAAUAUCCUACUACCGACUCUUCGACGGGGCACUGAGACAGGAGCAAUUGAAUGCCACCAUUCUUUCAGUGCUCGAUAAUUUCCUCUGCCCAUCAGCUCCUGGCAUCGUCAAAGUCAUCGAUCUUCCAGCCCCAAAUAUCGAGGACGAGAAAAGCCAAAAUGAUGGGCGUGAUUGGAUUGAUCGCUGA